Messenger RNA from Thamnophis sirtalis, 874 nucleotides. The record is from RefSeq and is a predicted model, not a curated record. NCBI's taxonomy places the organism in Eukaryota, Metazoa, Chordata, Lepidosauria, Squamata, Natricidae.
AUGUUUGCCUCAGCCAGAGCCCUGGCCUCUCCAUUGCUGGUGUACCAGCUCAAUUGGGAGACCUUGAUGACCAAGCUUUGCAACCACUAUGCUCCAAUGCUGUCACGGAUUGCCCGUCGCUAUGUAUUCAGACAAUGUAUUCAAAAAGAAUCCGAGACUGUGAGUCAAUUCCUCCAGUCUCUUCGUAUGGUGAUGAUCCAGUGUGAGUUCAUCGAUCUAGACAACUCACUGGUGGAGCAAUUCAUCUGCGGCAUCAAAGACCCUCGCCUGAGGCGCCGUUUGCUGGCAUGGGCGGAGAUUACCUUGCAGCAAGCCGUGGAUGAGGGCAGAGCCGCGGAGCUCUCCGAACAGUCCACGGCUGACAUGCAGCAGCUCCAAAUGCCUCCUCCUCCUGUCCGUGCCUGCCUCAUAGAUGAACUCGUCCGCUUAGACGAGCUGGAGGACAACCACGAAUAUGAAGCACGGAUAGGAAAAUUCUGUAAACCUGCACCCCAAGCAACAAGGCGUAGACAUUUUGAAUUUGAGCCACUUUCAACCACUGCUCUUAUUCUGGAGGAUCGACCAUCGAACCUUCCUGCAAAAUCUACAGAGGAGGCUUUACGCCACAGACAAGAAUACGAUGAAAUGGUGGCAGAAGCAAAAAAGAGAGAAAUUAAAGAAGCUCACCGAAGGAAGAAGAUAAUGAAAGAACGCUUCAAACAAGAGGAGAACAUUGCUAGUGCUAUGGUGAUUUGGGUCAAUGAAAUUCUGCCUAAUUGGGAGAGCAUGCGUUCUACAAGGCGAGUGCGAGAAUUAUGGUGGCAAGGAUUACCUCCAAGCGUUCGUGGAAGGGUUUGGAGUCUUGCUGUAGGAAACGAAUUGAAUAUCACUCCUG